AUGGCGACCUCGCGUGACGCCCCGAAUCCGCUGCGGCCCUACUACAUCCCGCCGUCGAUCGGCCUGCCGCCAGACCUGCCGCAGAAUAAUUCAUCCUCGCCCGCCGGGCCGUCGUACACUUCGCGCACCCCCAAACCGAGCUUUGGCAGCCAGGCCCGCGAUAUCCUGUCUGAUCUCGACUACGACUCGUACUUCGCUGAUAGCUCCCCAAGCGUGGCGGACCACGCGAAGAAGCUGCUAGAUCAGGCGCUAUGGAACUACACGUCGGUGCUGUUGGCUCAACCCUUUGAGGUCGCGAAGACGCUGCUGCAAAUCCAUCAGGCCCAAGGACAGGCGCCGCCUGGCUUACAAUUGAAUGGAGAUGAGAUCAAGAGCCGGCCAAAUUCCUUCGCUAGUGGAAAAUUUGAGGAUUACCCUUCGGACGAGUCGGAUGAAGACUCACCGGGCUACUUCACGAGCACGGCGCCCUCGAUACACAGCCCGACCUAUGGGCGCGGUGCCUCACGGUCCAGAAGUCCGCAGAAGAGACGGCAUCCAAGAAGCCGGUCACGAGACACCACGCCUACACGCGCAACCCCGAUUGCACCGCGAAAGCUGGAGCUCAGGAAAGCAGACUCGCUUCUCGAAGUGAUAGCACAACUCUGGCAGAAAGAGUCAGCAUGGGGCGUGUGGAAAGGCACAAACGUCACUUUCAUAUACAACUUCCUACUCAAGACGACCGAAAGCUGGACGCGCAGCAUGCUCUCUGCGCUCCUCAACCUGCCAGACCCCGGCCUCAUGGGCACCAGCGCAAGCGGCAUCGGCGGCCUCGACAUCAUAGACAGCCCGUCACCUCUGACGUCUCUCGGUGUAGCCGUAGCGGCUACCGCCAUUGCGGCGACCCUCCUCGCCCCGCUCGACCUCAUCCGCACCCGCCUCAUCGUCACGCCCACCUCCGCCCCACCACGCACCAUCUACCCCUCGCUCUCCCUCCUCCCCAGCUUCACCAUCCCCUCAAACCUCCUCCCCGCCACCAUCCUCCACGCCACAGUUCCCACCCUCGUCUCUUCAUCCACCCCCUCUUCCUCCGCACAUUCCUCUCCGUUGACCCCAUCGUAA
This is a messenger RNA of Didymosphaeria variabile, 1098 nucleotides long. RefSeq lists its product as uncharacterized. The record is from RefSeq and is a predicted model, not a curated record. The coding region runs from base 1 to 1098 and encodes 365 amino acids. NCBI's taxonomy places the organism in Eukaryota, Fungi, Ascomycota, Dothideomycetes, Pleosporales, Didymosphaeriaceae. The transcript has a single exon.